Messenger RNA from Anoplophora glabripennis (Asian longhorned beetle), 594 nucleotides. RefSeq lists its product as uncharacterized. The coding region runs from base 1 to 594 and encodes 197 amino acids. The record is from RefSeq and is a predicted model, not a curated record. The transcript has a single exon. Lineage: Eukaryota; Metazoa; Arthropoda; Insecta; Coleoptera; Cerambycidae.
AUGGUCGAUGCAAACUGUAAGUUUGUUAUUAUUGAUGUGGGUUGGUAUGGGAAGGAGGGUGAUGCAGGGAUUUACAUGAAGUCAAAACUGGGAGAGUUGGUGAAGAAUGGAACUAUAUUUCCACCUCCCAAAACCCUUCCGCAUUCUGGUAUCUUGCUACCUUACGUAGUAGUUGGCGACGAUGCUUUCAGUUUAAGUGAGCAUAUGAUGAAACCAUAUUCCAGGGCACAAAUGUUGGUAGAUGAAAAAAAAAGAACAUUCAACUACUAUCUCAGCAAAGCCAAGAGAACGUCUGAAAACGCUUUUGGCAUCUUAUGCGCCAUUUUCAGAAUUUUUUUCACUCCUAUACAUUUGAAACCUGAAACCAUUGACUCGGUUAUCGUUGUUAGCUGUUGCUUUCACAACAUGUUGAGGGAUAAUUAUUUAUCCAGGAAUCCUUCGAACAAGGAGAGAAUAUCAAACUUGGAGGAUUUACCAACCCAAAACCUAAUUGAUUUAGCAGGCACUGGUGGUUAUGCCAAAGCUGAAGGAUUUCAAGUGGGAAGCCAGUUCACCGAUUACUUCAGUACGCACCGACACAUGCCUGCAGAGUAA